Acipenser ruthenus (sterlet) is the source of this 1019-nucleotide messenger RNA. RefSeq names its product G2/M phase-specific E3 ubiquitin-protein ligase-like. The record is from RefSeq and is a predicted model, not a curated record. Bases 57 to 656 code for a protein of 199 amino acids. The transcript has 4 exons. Lineage: Eukaryota; Metazoa; Chordata; Actinopteri; Acipenseriformes; Acipenseridae.
GAUGGUCUCGGAUGACUAUUUUUAUGCGGGUAUGACUAUUGCAACAUCACUGGUUCAUGGAGGACCUGUCAUCAGUACUUUUGGAGGCGCUUUCAAGUACACCCGAGUCCACAUUUGUGGCAGGGCAAGAUAUCCCUGAUAUGGACAUAAGGAACUAUCUGGAGAAGCUUCUAACUUACCAGGAAGAACAUUCAAACACAGCAAACUUAUUUGAACCAAUCCAAACUCUGAUGCAGCUGGCUGGAACACACAAAGUUAUCCGUAAUGCUGAUGAUUAUCGCAAGAUUGCUGAAGAAACUGCACAUUGGUACAUUUUUGGAAGAAAAUGGGCAGCAUUUGAGAGAUUAAAGGAAAGGCUGAAAACUCUAGGUGUACUGGAUGCUAUGACCAAGUAUCCCAAUGCAUUCAAGCAUGUCAUGUGCUUCACAGAAGACACCCUCACAGCCAAGACAUUUGAUAAUAUCUUCCGCCGUGUUCUACACCCAUUGGACUCCAAUAAAAGGGGAACAGAAAAUCUUCUAUUGUCUCUCUGGAAAGACUUUAUACAAGAACUACAAGACAAGCCAUCAGAUGUCACUGCUAUCCUUUAUUACUGGUUGCAAGACCGUACCACCACUGGGAUUCAGACCAGAACCCACUGUAGAUUUUUUACAUGAUGCUGAGGACAAUGGAGAGAAAUCAAGAUCUCCAAAGGCAAUUACAUGCAACUCUACGCUGUUUUUGCCAACUGUACAUGUAGUUUAUGAAGAAUUCACUGAAGCCAUGAGAUAUGCUGUUCUAAAUGGUCAGGGCUUUGGCUUUGCAUAGUCAACUAUUGAUCUUCUGAUGUGAUCGAUGGUAGGGAUGCUCCAGAUAAAACCAAAGAAAGGAAAAAUAAAAAAAAAGGGAAAAAAAUAAAAAUAUACAGUAUUCUUGGGAUUUCUUGUUUUUCCUGGUCCUGGGGAGAUCCGUGUUUUCUGUUUUAAUUGCACCCUUCAUUUAACAAAUACUUUACCUAAUUUGAGCUUUUUCUUUUCUUU